Notolabrus celidotus (New Zealand spotty) is the source of this 546-nucleotide messenger RNA. Its product is annotated as mid1-interacting protein 1-like. NCBI's taxonomy places the organism in Eukaryota, Metazoa, Chordata, Actinopteri, Labriformes, Labridae. Gene Ontology annotation, biological process: regulation of lipid biosynthetic process. Gene Ontology annotation, cellular component: cytosol. The record is from RefSeq and is a predicted model, not a curated record.
AUGAGCUGCAGGCAACGAGUGUGCAGCACGGAGGUUGAUGGAGAGCUGACCCUCCACAUCUCCGGCAGAAUCCUUGCCAAAUGGAACGGUCCAGAGGUAAUGGGAGAUGUCUUCCCAAGCCAGUUGGGAUUAUAUGUUAAGUUGCACGGCUUAGCAGCCAUCAACAACAUGGACGAGACCAUCAUAGUGGCAAGCAUGCUGCAAGACAUGUCUCUGGAGGACCAGUCCAAGCUGGAGCCCAACAACAACCAUGAACAGCCCUAUCUCAACAAGCAGAGGGACUUGCAUGAGCACUACCUGCUCCUUAAGUCCAUCAAGAAUGGAAUAGAGUGGGGCCUGCUUGAGAGGGAGAUAGCCAAUUUCUUGAAGCAGGAGGAACAGCAGACUGUCACUGCAUGGGGACCUGCCUCUGGAGACCUGGAGCGUAAGUUUAACCAUCACCUCAGGAGACUGCUUGGAGUUCUGUCCGAGCUCACACUGCGAGCCGAUCUACCCCAGGGUCUCCUCCAGAUUGGAAAUACACAGAAAACAUUCAAAGGGAGGUGA